AAGAAAAGGAUACAUCUUAUCAUCUAAUAAUUCCAGUGUGUGGUAUUUUAAUAUUAUUUUAAAAAUAAUACAGCAUAAUAUUAAUUAAUCUGAAACUAUGUACACAAUACAGCUGUAAAAUGUCUCAACAAAAACUAUUGCUUUGACACAUUGUCAGAGAUUGUGGAUUUUUCAAUUAAAACAUUUAACAUUUUCUCCGUAGACAAAAGCAUCCACAGCGCACGUGAACGAGAACAAGUAUUACAUAGACAAACUACUCCAAAGAAACAAAAUGCAUCAGAAAGUGUGAAGUUGCGUCAGUUAACCCUGAAACGUUUAUAGAUUCACGUCUCAACGACCAGUAUUCUGCGCUGAACAAUCAUCUAAAUUUUAACCCUGUUAAUAUCAGAUCAGUGCACCAAAUUUAAACUUGUAAAUCUCAUCAAGUGUCCAGUUGACAGUGACGUUUGCUGAUUUAUUUCCUACAUUAAUCACGCAAUGUCAACCAACAUGUUUGUCCGUACUUACAACAAACUUGUAAAAAACCAACUGUCAAAAUUGUUAUCAUCGCAGCAACGAAAAUUAUCAAGUCAACAGUCGGGAAAAAAAUUCAAAGAAGUUGAAAUUAAAGUACCAUGGGGAAAACUAGCUGGUAAACAUUGGGGACCAACAGACGCACCGCCAAUAAUUGCUCUGCACGGCUGGCAAGACAAUUCGUGUUCCUUCGAUCCUCUGGCAGUUAAUCUGCCAUCAGACAUAUCUCUGAUAGCCGUCGACCUCCCCGGACACGGAUUCUCCAGCUGGAUUCCUAAAGGACUCAUGUACAACACUCUGCUCUACGUCCAAACAAUUCACCGAAUCAAAGAGUACUUCGGUAUGGAUAAAUUCGGUCUCAUAGGCCACUCUUUGGGCGGCAUGGUGACUUUCAACUACACCUCGCUCUUUCCCGACAACGUUAAGUUCGUGGUAGCCUUCGAUUACUUCAAGUACCCAUCGCUCAAUGCCGUCAAACACUUGCCGUUGUUUGCCAGGGAGUGGAACCAGUUCUUCAGUUACGAAAAACUCACGACACCUGUGCCCAGUUACCACGAAGAAGAGGCAAUAGACCGAUGGAUAAAGGCAUCGAGGAAUUCACUUGAUGAAAAAUUAUGUAAAAUAUUAAUGGAACGCGGUGUAACUAAAAAACCAGACGGUACACUUUACUUCCACCGGGAUCCACGUGUUAAAUUAUUUUUAACCGACACGGGAUACACCCACGACCACCUGAAAUUACUCGCGCGCCAAAUCCACUGUCCCUACAUGAUAAUUAAAGGAGAGAACUCAAAACACAACGAGCCCAAAGAAUUUUACUACGACGUACUAGAAGAAAUCAAGGAACAGUCCGACGAUUUUCGCUUCCAUACCGUCCCCGGGACUCAUCACUUCCACAUGAGCAAUGCGUCCACAGUCUCCGCGAUCAUGAAUCCUUUUGUAUCAAAAUACGCUUAAAUUAAUAGUGAUUAGACAAAUAUAUAUAUAUAAUUUAUUAACUUAAAUAUGAAAUUAAAUUAUUUAGAUGUUUUUACAAACUUUGUUAAGUAAACAAAAAGAAAUAUAUAUACAAAUAUUAAAUAAGUCAUCAGAA
This is a messenger RNA of Microplitis mediator, 1603 nucleotides long. RefSeq names its product probable serine hydrolase. The record is from RefSeq and is a predicted model, not a curated record. The transcript has 4 exons. NCBI's taxonomy places the organism in Eukaryota, Metazoa, Arthropoda, Insecta, Hymenoptera, Braconidae. The coding region runs from base 478 to 1467 and encodes 329 amino acids.